Messenger RNA from Callorhinus ursinus (northern fur seal), 2924 nucleotides. It is a transcript of the gene TRPC1, whose product is annotated as transient receptor potential cation channel subfamily C member 1. Gene Ontology annotation, cellular component: plasma membrane; cation channel complex. Lineage: Eukaryota; Metazoa; Chordata; Mammalia; Carnivora; Otariidae. The record is from RefSeq and is a predicted model, not a curated record. Gene Ontology annotation, molecular function: protein binding; inositol 1,4,5 trisphosphate binding; store-operated calcium channel activity. Gene Ontology annotation, biological process: regulation of cytosolic calcium ion concentration; calcium ion transmembrane transport.
AUGAUGGCGGCUCUGUACCCGAGCACGGAUCUCUCGGGCGCCUCCUCCUCCUCCCUUCCUUCCUCCCCAUCCUCCUCUUCGUCGCCGAACGAGGUGAUGGCGCUGAAGGAUGUGCGGGAGGUGAAGGAGGAGAACACCCUGAAUGAGAAGCUUUUCUUGCUGGCGUGCGACAAGGGUGACUAUUAUAUGGUUAAAAAGAUUUUGGAGGAAAACAGUUCAGGUGACUUGAACAUAAAUUGCGUAGAUGUGCUUGGGAGAAAUGCUGUUACCAUAACUAUUGAAAACGAAAACUUGGAUAUACUGCAGCUUCUUUUGGACUACGGUUGUCAGUCCGCAGAUGCACUUUUGGUGGCAAUCGACUCUGAAGUAGUGGGAGCUGUUGAUAUACUACUUAAUCAUCGACCAAAACGAUCAUCAAGACCAACUAUAGUAAAACUAAUGGAGCGAAUUCAGAAUCCUGAGUAUUCAACAACUAUGGAUGUUGCACCUGUCAUUUUAGCUGCUCAUCGUAACAACUAUGAAAUUCUUACAAUGCUGUUAAAACAGGAUGUAUCUCUACCCAAGCCCCAUGCAGUUGGCUGUGAAUGCACAUUGUGUUCUGCAAAGAACAAAAAGGACAGUCUCCGACAUUCCAGGUUUCGUCUUGAUAUAUAUCGCUGUUUGGCCAGUCCAGCUCUAAUAAUGUUAACAGAGGAGGAUCCAAUUCUGAGAGCAUUUGAACUUAGUGCUGAUUUAAAAGAAUUAAGCCUUGUGGAGGUGGAAUUCAGGAAUGAUUAUGAGGAGCUAGCCCGACAAUGUAAGAUGUUUGCUAAAGAUUUGCUUGCACAAGCCCGGAAUUCACGAGAAUUGGAAGUUAUCCUAAACCAUACAUCUAGUGAUGAGCCUCUUGACAAACGGGGAUUACUAGAAGAAAGAAUGAAUUUAAGUCGUCUAAAACUUGCUAUCAAAUAUAACCAAAAGGAGUUUGUCUCACAGUCUAACUGCCAGCAGUUCCUGAACACUGUUUGGUUUGGGCAGAUGUCAGGUUACCGACGUAAGCCCACCUGUAAGAAGAUAAUGACUGUUUUGACAGUUGGCAUCUUUUGGCCAGUUUUGUCACUUUGUUAUUUGAUAGCUCCCAAAUCUCAGUUUGGCAGAAUCAUUCACACUCCUUUUAUGAAAUUUAUUAUUCAUGGAGCAUCAUAUUUCACAUUCCUGCUGUUAUUAAACCUCUACUCUCUUGUCUACAAUGAGGAUAAGAAAAACACAAUGGGGCCAGCGCUUGAAAGAAUAGACUAUCUACUUAUACUGUGGAUUAUUGGGAUGAUUUGGUCAGACAUUAAAAGACUCUGGUAUGAAGGGUUGGAAGACUUUUUGGAAGAAUCCCGUAAUCAACUCAGUUUUGUCAUGAAUUCACUUUAUUUGGCAACUUUUGCCCUCAAAGUGGUUGCUCACAACAAGUUUCAUGAUUUUGCUGACCGGAAGGACUGGGACGCAUUCCAUCCUACUCUGGUGGCGGAAGGGCUUUUUGCAUUUGCAAAUGUUCUAAGUUAUCUUCGUCUCUUUUUUAUGUAUACAACAAGCUCCAUAUUGGGUCCAUUACAGAUUUCAAUGGGACAGAUGUUACAAGAUUUUGGAAAGUUUCUUGGGAUGUUCCUUCUUGUUUUGUUUUCUUUCACAAUUGGACUGACACAACUGUACGAUAAAGGCUAUACCCCAAAAGAACAGAAGGACUGUGUAGGCAUCUUCUGUGAACAGCAAAGCAAUGAUACCUUCCAUUCGUUCAUUGGCACUUGCUUUGCUUUGUUCUGGUAUAUUUUCUCCUUAGCACAUGUGGCAAUCUUUGUCACAAGAUUUAGUUAUGGAGAAGAAUUGCAGUCCUUUGUUGGAGCUGUUAUUGUUGGGACAUACAAUGUUGUGGUUGUGAUCGUGCUUACCAAGCUGCUGGUGGCAAUGCUUCAUAAAAGCUUCCAGUUGAUAGCAAAUCAUGAAGACAAAGAAUGGAAGUUCGCUCGAGCAAAGUUAUGGCUUAGCUACUUUGAUGACAAAUGUACAUUACCCCCACCUUUCAACAUCAUUCCUUCACCAAAGACUAUUUGCUAUAUGAUUAGUAGCCUCAGUAAGUGGAUUUGCUCUCAUACAUCAAAAGGCAAGGUUAAACGGCAAAACAGUUUGAAGGAAUGGAGAAAUCUGAAACAAAAGAGGGAUGAGAACUACCAAAAAGUGAUGUGCUGCUUGGUGCAUCGUUACCUGACGUCCAUGAGGCAGAAGAUGCAAAGUACAGAUCAGGCAACCGUGGAAAACCUAAAUGAACUACGCCAGGAUCUGUCAAAAUUCCGAAAUGAAAUAAGGGAUUUACUUGGCUUUCGGACUUCUAAAUAUGCUAUGUUUUAUCCAAGAAAUUAACCAUUUUCUAAACCAUGGAGAGAAUAAUUUUCAGUAAUAAUUCUAGAAGACUGCAUUUGCAUAAUUUGUGACUAAAUAAGAUAUCUAUUGAAAUUAACAUGGAGAAUUAUGUAAAAGCCAUUCUUUAAAAUAUUUAUAGCAUAAAUAUAUUAUGUAAAAUAUGUAUAUAGAAUUAGUUUUUUUAAAUCCUCUGUUAGCUUUUUGCAGGAGCAAAACAGAUUAAGUAGAUAGGUUUUGUUAGCAUGCUGCUUGGUUUUCUUACUUGAACAGUGCUUUAAAUUUUUUUCUUUUUAUGUUUAAGAAGGGCAAUUAUAAUUGUACACAUUGCCAGAAGGUUUUGUAAAAUGAAGAUCAGCAAAUGUGGGCUGAUCUCCAUCCAUAGGACACACCUGAAAUGGAGUAAGUCAUGGUUUUUAAGAUCUGUUUUAGGAGUUCACAUGUAGUUCAGUAUUUAUUGUUCAGGAGUAUAGUUUUAUCUAAAAUAAUAGUCUAUUUUUUUUAUUUUGUUAUAAUCUUACGUAACAAAGAAAAGCCCCUAA